Messenger RNA from Peromyscus californicus insignis, 494 nucleotides. RefSeq names its product BBSome-interacting protein 1-like. Gene Ontology annotation, biological process: cilium assembly; receptor localization to non-motile cilium. The transcript has a single exon. The record is from RefSeq and is a predicted model, not a curated record. The coding region runs from base 86 to 298 and encodes 70 amino acids. Gene Ontology annotation, cellular component: BBSome. Lineage: Eukaryota; Metazoa; Chordata; Mammalia; Rodentia; Cricetidae.
GUUCAGUCCCCGUUACCCCGGGCAACAGCGGAGCGGUCUGGGAAGGAACGAACCCGAGCAAAAGCACUGUAUCCAGCAGUUAUAGAUGGCAGAAGUGAAGUCGAUGUUCCAUGAAGUCCUUCCAAAACAAGGGCAGUUGUCUGUGGAAGAUGUAACCACAAUGGUGCUGUGUAAACCCAAACUUUUACCCUUAAAAUCUCUGACUCUGGAAAAACUGGAGAAAAUGCAGCAAGCAGCACAGGAUACAAUCCGCCAACAAGAAAUGGCCGAAAAAGAAGACCGGCAAAGAGCCCAGUGACGAGUACCACUUUAAGGGGAUGGACGCCCCAUCUUACCUGUUCAGGAACUAGAAACUAUUCUAUAAAUAUAGGCUGAAAAUAUAUAAUCAAACUGGACAUUUAUAAUUUUAAAAAAAAAAUUGGGGAACUUAAACAUUGGUUUAUAUUAAAAAGAAAGCUUUUAUCAAGUUGGGGGAUUUUGGAAAAGUUUUUAAA